AUCCGUUUAACCAAUCAUUACUCAUCAUCCCCUCCAUUUUUCCUUCCCUUCUCCCUGUAAAUCCCAAACACCAACCCCAAAAUUCCACUCAACAAAUUUUCCCUAUAAAUCCAUAGUGUAAAAUAUUUUUCACUCUUUUCCACUUCACAGAUUCCAAAUUCACUCUGCCUUUGUGUUUUCCCUCCCAAUGAAAUGAUCGUGAACUCCAGCGAUCCGGGACCCAAUUCCCUCGACAUCUCAUCAUCGAAAUCCGUGAACGAAACAGUUAAUGGAUCCCACCACUUCACCAUCCGCGGCUACUCCUUGGCUAAGGGCAUGGGGCCAGGGAAAUACAUUCAAUCUGACACCUUCAGCGUAGGUGGCUACGAAUGGGCAAUUUACUUCUACCCAGAUGGGAAGAACCCCGAUGAUUCUUCCAUGUAUGUAUCGGUCUUUAUUGCGCUUGCUAGUGAGGGUACUGAUGUGAGGGCGCUAUUUGAAUUGACGCUAUUGGACAAGAGUGGGAAAGGGAAGCACAAGGUGCAUAGCCAUUUUGAUAGGGCCCUCGAGAGUGGGCCUUACACUCUUAAAUAUAGGGGAAGCAUGUGGGGUUACAAAAGAUUUUUCAGAAGGACUACUUUAGAAACUUCUGAUUUUUUAAAGGACGAUUGUCUUGCUAUGAGUUGCACUGUGGGAGUUGUAAGAACUCGUAUUGAGGGACCCAAAUUGUAUAGUGUUCCUGUCCCGCCAUCAGACAUAGGUGAAAAUUUCAAGUACCUGCUUGAUUCUGAACUUGGAUGCGAUAUAGUUUUCCAGGUUGGGGAAGAGACAUUUAAAGCUCAUAAGUUGAUACUUGCUACUCGAUCUCCCGUGUUUAGAGCCCAAUUUUUUGGGCUUGUUGGAAAUCCUAAUACUGAUAAAGUAGAGCUCGAGGAUAUUGAAUCUUGUAUCUUCAAGGCAAUGCUCCAUUUUAUCUACACUGACAAACUUGUCGAUUUACAAGAAACUACUGGCUCAACGUCUACGUGUACUUCUGCAAUCAUGUUGCAGCAUUUAUUGGUUGCUUCUGAACGAUUUUGUUUAGAAAGGUUGAAACAGUUAUGUGAAGCAAAAUUGUGUGAAGAGGUUAGUGCUGAUACAGUGGCGACCACUCUUUCCCUGGCAGAACAGCAUCACUGUCCACAGCUCAAGGUUGUAUGUCUGAAAUUUGCAGCAACAAACUUGGGAGUGGUGAUGCAUUCAGAAGGAUUCAAACACUUGGAACAGAGCUGCCCCUCACUGUUAUCUGAGCUCCUGGAAACAGUUGCAUCAGUGGAUGAGAAUUCAAAGCUUAUGCCGAAUAAGAAAAGAAUUGGCAGCAGUAUCUUUGGGUUAGAUCUGGCGGCUGAUGGUGGUGUGGUCGAAUCUUUAAAUCCUAACGGCAGGCGUCUGCGUAGGCGGUUAUAGUGUUGUGAUUGCAUGGCAUUGCAUAAAUGCAGUGAAAUAUGACCGAAAAUGUACCAUUGAAUUCUAGUUUUCCAUACAGUUUUUAUAUUAGUUUAUCUUCAUGGUUCUUUACUCACUAUGAAAUGAAAUUCUAAUGCUUGCAUAAGAUUUGAAAUUUUAUUUAUAAUAUGAGCGUGAUCUUGCCCUGUC
Molecule: messenger RNA, 1614 nt
Organism: Olea europaea var. sylvestris
Lineage: Eukaryota; Viridiplantae; Streptophyta; Magnoliopsida; Lamiales; Oleaceae
Product: BTB/POZ and MATH domain-containing protein 3-like
Exons: 4
Coding region: 193-1425 (410 amino acids)
Biological process (GO): protein ubiquitination
Molecular function (GO): protein binding
Source: RefSeq, a predicted model, not a curated record